UUAUUUCAAUCAACCUGGACCCACACCCAUAAACCAGUUGAUCGAAUAUUAUUAUUUUUCUAUAGCUUCCCAGUUUUCCCUCCAUUAACGUGGCUUACAACUCAAAUUCUGAAAGUUGCCUUCUUUUGACAUUUAGUGACACAACAUUGAAACACAAUUGACUUGGAAUAUGUAAAUCAGUUUUCCACCUUUGCAACCCAACUUCAUGAGAAUUAGAGAGGAUGGAUUAUUGUGCAAUUGUGCAUGUCAAAGAAGUUGACUACAAUACUACGAAAUCAUCAGAAUAUCAUUGUUUCUCUCGAUUGCGUGUGGAGUUAAAGCUUGAAGUUCUAUUGCUUUCAGUAAGUUAUUUUUGCAUACAGAAAUUGUGGAUUCACCUUAUAUAUGGUCUAAACAAGAAACUUCCAAAGCAAAUCAAGAAUCUUGAAGAAAAGUUUAUUCGUUAUUGUUUUGAGUUGAAUUUAUACAUGGAAUACUCUCAAGGGACGCUGCACUGCUCGUGGAAAGAUGUAUUUCCAUACUAUGUUUUCAAUAUAGCAGGAAAGAGACAAGUCUCUAUAACAGCAGAGCUUAUAAAAAUUGAAUCGGGAAGCGAUAAGGGUAUGGAUUAUGUUUACAUGUUUUAUUUUAGAGAGUUGCAUCUUCUUGGCAAAAUGAGUGUAUGUACCUCUUUUGAACUCUGUCCACAUGGAACACAAAUCAUGGAGACAAAGUUUGUUUUGUCUGUCAAUGGUGAUGAUAUUGAAGGAUAUAUGCAUACUUUAGAUAAAAAACAAGACAAGAAUAACGGGUUGUCAAAAAAGUCUACUAUUUCUAAGAAUCGCUCUUAUAGACAGAGGUUCUCGAUUGUUCAAGAAAACAUGUUAGAGCCAAAACUUGAGCUAGCCGCCAUUGUUGUGAAAAAUUAUAUCCUUGAGAGUCAAAAAGCGGUAGAAGUUGGUGGUUGGGGCUUGAAAUUUCUUAAAAAAGAUAGACAUUGCGAUUGCAAACGAAAUGCUAGCAUAAAUGUUCUUGUCCCUGCUGGUUUCCAUAGUGGGCCUAGAACAGGAAAGGGUGGUGGACCGUCUACCCUCAUUGAGAGGUGGAGGAAUGACGGGUCUUGCGAUUGUGGUGGUUGGGACCUUGGUUGUCCACUCACUGUAUUCCAUGCUGGGCUGAAUCACCAAGGUCACAGUUUUGGGGAGAACGGUUCAUUUGAUUUAUAUGUACAGGGUCGUAAACAAAGUGAACCAGUUUUUAAAAUGGUGGAUCUCUGUGAUGGUUUGUAUAGUAUCUGUUACAAAUCAAAUUUAUCUCCUCUGCAAUCACUUUCAGUUGCCGUGGCAGCAAUCCAUAGUCGUAGCCCAACUCUCAGAUGCGGAGCGUAUACAAACUGAAGUGCACACAACCACUCUUGUUCAGAACUCUAUUGCCUUUACGGAUACAUAUGUGUUUUUGUGAACAUUUUGUUUUCAUGACUUAAAUAGAUAUAUAUAGUAUUUUCGGGUUCAGGUAUAA
Erigeron canadensis is the source of this 1497-nucleotide messenger RNA. RefSeq lists its product as uncharacterized. NCBI's taxonomy places the organism in Eukaryota, Viridiplantae, Streptophyta, Magnoliopsida, Asterales, Asteraceae. Bases 222 to 1376 code for a protein of 384 amino acids. The transcript has 3 exons. The record is from RefSeq and is a predicted model, not a curated record.